ACAGCUGAUCGGUGAGCUCCGAUUGGUCAUUUUCAAAAUUGCAUUUCUUCAACUGUAACUUCAAAGAACACGAAGCUUUAACUCUCAUAUUUGUUAGAAUUUUAGUGAGUUUCUUGAGGAACAUCGAGUGUUUUUGUGCUUUAGAUGUGUAACAAGUUGAGUUUGAGUUAAGUGUGCAGUGCAACUAAGAAAAAAUGUGUGACACUCCUUUUAAAACACCCCUACCGUAUCGAACCCCCCGAGCUGACUUGAACCGAGACAUGUUUGUGGAAAAAGGAGCCUCCGACAGUGAUGAAAGCGUUGCCUCGUGUAAUUCUGAUAAUAUGGGUUCUGGAUCAGGCCAGUCUUCAAACGGAGACAUUUCCCUGGCGGCGCAAUUUGAUGAUUUGAUGCGGAGUUAUCGCCCCUUUAGAAACAAUGAGUUAGAGACUCUCCCAGCGUUUAUGGAGUUUGUUGAAGAAGUGAAGUUAUUGUAUGUUGAUUAUUUUCAAGCACUGGAUGAAAUUAACAGGCUGAAAAAUGUUCUCGAUAAUAAAGUAGUGGAAUGUAGUGAUUUGGAGAAUAAGUUACACACAGCUCGGAAAAUGAUUGAUAAGGAAAAGCUAAUGGUUAGGACAGCCAGGAAGGAGAGGGAUGAAUUAGCUUCACAGAUAAACCUUGUCAAAGACCUUCUCUUCAAGGAUAAAAAUACUACUAUCAGGUUUUCGGAUGAAAUGAGGCAAAAAUUUUCAUUUUUGCAUAAUAAUAACUGGCAAAGCGAGUGGGAUUUGACCAGUGCAAAUGGAAAUGGUCAUCAUCCCCAACUUAGCGCUAUCAGAGAAGUUAAUUCAACUGGAUCCAUGUUGUCAGACUUUAGCUAUUCACAGUCAGAAGAUGAUUUAGAUCAUUCUCGUCUCUCUGGAGUUGCUUGGAAAAAACACAGGCCAAGCACAGGUGCCUCUGCCGAACCUGCAAUUAAAAAAAGACGUUCUUCUGGAAAUAAAGUUGUUGAGAUUGGAGCUGCUGACACCGUUAGAGCAACCACUACUCUAACUCUUAACAAAGAUGGUCCUAUUACUGCUACGUCUAUUAUCGAGUCCGUCCCUAAAACUCCGGGAGCCCCAGAAUCGGCCCAUACGGCCGACUCAUACCCCAGUGCCCCUCCAGCAAACCUUGUUUUUGAAUCCUGGGCUCGUGAAAGUCCGCGCAAAACUCACCAGAAACUAGCCGGCAAAGAACAUUGUUUUCAACAAAAAACUCUUGUAAUGCCUGAAACUUGCACAUCUUGCGAUAAACGAAUCCGCUUUGGUAGGAGCGCUUUUAAGUGCAAAGAAUGCAAAGCUCUGUGUCAUUUGGAAUGCAAGAACAAUCUUCCUUUGCCAUGUAUUCCUGUGGUGCAUACACCAAAUCAACGAAACGGAUUGGGGGUUAUUGGUGAUUAUACCCCAACAACUCCCCCCAUGGUUCCAGCUAUUCUUAUCCACUGCAUAAACGAAAUUGAAUUAAGAGGGCUCUCAGAAGUUGGCUUAUACCGAGUUCCAGGCUCAGAACGUGAUGUUAAGGCUUUGAAGGAACGGUUUCUGAAAGGCAAAGGGGCCCCAUGUCUUAAUCAAGUUGACAUUCCUGUGAUUUGUGGAACUGUCAAAGACUUUCUCAGGGGUUUACAUGAACCAGUCAUAACUUACGCCUUGUGGAAAAAAUUUGUACAAGCUGUGAAUGCUCAGGACCCACUUGACAUCCAACCAGCUCUGUAUCAAGCCAUAUCAGAGCUUCCACAACCAAACAGAGACACUCUCGCAUAUAUGAUUCUGCAUCUUCAGAAGGUGGCAGAGGCCAAAGAAUGCAAAAUGAAUAUCGGUAACCUUGCCAAAAUUUUCGGACCGACUUUAGUUGGAUACUCGUCCGAUAAUCCAAACCCGAAUAAUUUGCUGGAUGAAAUCGUUCAACAUAAUAUGGUAAUGGAACAUUUGCUUAAUAUCCCAUCUGAUUACUGGUCUGGUUUUAUCAACAUCGAGCCGACUUAUCAACGUGGAAAAUUGCAGCAAACUCCAAGCACUGAUUCAUUAUUGCGUCCUAUAGCUCCUAAAGGACUUUUCACACCAGUGAGCGCUAACAGAAGUUGUGCGAAAAAGAAGCAGAAGUAUUUUCCUUCACCCAAGAAUUUCCGAUAAAUUAUUACUUAUUAAUAAGUUUUUUUACAUUUUAUACUGAAGAAAUAUUAUUUUCUAAACUUUAGCAUCUUUUAUAUGCCUUUUAAAUAUACCACUGUAUAUUGUCCAAGUUGAUUGGAUUGGUUAUUUUCAAACUAAGUGGUGUAAAAUAUUUAUGUAAAAACUAAUUACGUUAAAAUAUACCAUAUUUUGGACUAAA
This is a messenger RNA of Tribolium castaneum (red flour beetle), 2349 nucleotides long. RefSeq names its product tumbleweed (gene tum). Gene Ontology annotation, biological process: mitotic spindle midzone assembly; Rho protein signal transduction; mitotic cytokinesis. Gene Ontology annotation, molecular function: GTPase activator activity. Lineage: Eukaryota; Metazoa; Arthropoda; Insecta; Coleoptera; Tenebrionidae. The record is from RefSeq and is a predicted model, not a curated record. Gene Ontology annotation, cellular component: midbody; centralspindlin complex; spindle midzone. The coding region runs from base 195 to 2150 and encodes 651 amino acids. The transcript has 10 exons.